UUAAACACACCAACACACACACUAGUUGCAUGCCUCCUGUGUGUGUGUUUAUCUGACUAAUUAUUUCUAAUUGGUCGGACGAACACCUACUGAACACACAUCGAUAGUGUUUUAAAUACUAAAACCACACAUGAAACAUCGAUGCUUAUAGUUCACUGUGUUUUUUUUUAAUAAGUAAAUCCACGUGUAUAAUUAGUGCAUCAACCUCGAGAAUUACAUUAGAAAGAACAUCAUAAAUACUGCAUUGAACGAUUACGGUAUGACUUUCUACACUAACGCCAGGGUAAGAAGCACGAGAUAAACAAUUGAAUAGUUUGAUAGUAGACACGGAUCAAGAGCUAUACACGUGAAGUUUAAACAGACACACGUGCACGUGAAUAUCGCGUGAAGUUAAAACACACGAGAAGACAUGUGACAUCAUGAAAACAGAAAUCGAAGAUAGCGACGAAUGUCCGGCGCCCUUAAAUUUGGUGCUUAGCAGCGAACAAACCAACACAACUUCUAGAAGAAGGAAAGUAGGAAGACCUCGUAAAUUAAUUCGGCCUACGAUCCCCGUGAAAAUCGAAUCGUUCGAGCGUUCUGCUGAUGGCCUACUGCCUUGUUCUGUAUGUGGUAAAAGUUUUGUAUCUCUUAAAAACUUCCUCAGCCAUCAGAAAACUCAUACCAACCAAAGACCCUAUCAAUGCCUCGAUUGCGGGCGCAAAUUUUCAUUACGGAACACGUUAGUUUGUCAUACUAGAGUGCAUACUAAAGAGAAACCGUAUACGUGUACAAUGUGUCUCAGGAGUUUCACUCAACCCAGUACCUUAAAGGCUCAUAUAAUCUAUAAACAUACCAGAAAAUUUCCAUAUUUAUGUGAUGUGUGCGGGCACGGUUUCAUUUCACCAGGACAUAAAGUCGAGCAUAUGGCUCGUGUUCACGGACUCGGUUUGGCAUAUGCAGGAUUUCAAGUUAAGAGAGAAUCGACAGCAGAAACAGUCUGACGUUCCUUCUUUUUUUGUUGUGAAUCUCAAUUUUAAAUUUUUAGUCCGUUAUCGAGAAGUAGGAGAUGCUCAAUGUCUUAUCGAUUGCUCAAUAACUGAACGAAAACAGAUGGAAAUGUUUUUGGGCUU
This is a messenger RNA of Centruroides sculpturatus (bark scorpion), 1112 nucleotides long. RefSeq names its product zinc finger protein 22-like. The record is from RefSeq and is a predicted model, not a curated record. The transcript has 2 exons. Gene Ontology annotation, biological process: regulation of transcription by RNA polymerase II. The coding region runs from base 420 to 983 and encodes 187 amino acids. NCBI's taxonomy places the organism in Eukaryota, Metazoa, Arthropoda, Arachnida, Scorpiones, Buthidae. Gene Ontology annotation, cellular component: nucleus. Gene Ontology annotation, molecular function: DNA-binding transcription factor activity, RNA polymerase II-specific; RNA polymerase II transcription regulatory region sequence-specific DNA binding.